Molecule: messenger RNA, 3137 nt
Organism: Oncorhynchus keta (chum salmon)
Lineage: Eukaryota; Metazoa; Chordata; Actinopteri; Salmoniformes; Salmonidae
Product: tyrosine 3-monooxygenase-like
Exons: 12
Coding region: 409-1821 (470 amino acids)
Biological process (GO): dopamine biosynthetic process from tyrosine
Cellular component (GO): cytoplasm; axon; perikaryon
Molecular function (GO): iron ion binding; tyrosine 3-monooxygenase activity
Source: RefSeq, a predicted model, not a curated record
GUUGCACCUGUUACAAAUCAAAAAUAUAUAGCCUAGAAUAAAUGUAAGUAAAAGUCAAUAUUCAUAAUCUUAUUUUGUAGGCUACAAAACGUUUUUCUCUCUCAAUAUAUUAGGCCUAUACGUGCUUUCAUAAACUGUGUUUUAUUCCAUUAAAAGGUGAUUGAUUGGCUGUUAUGACGCAUAACACCUAAAAGUGAGACGUGUGCAUUUGCGUAACUAAUUUCCAUAAAGAAUUGUGUGGCACUGGGAUAUAAACCUGUCUCUCUGCUGAUAGCACAGCUUCAGACAUUGCCUCGGAGAGUCUCAGUAUCCGGUAAUAGGCCUAUAUAGACUAUUCGAUCAAACAAAUCAUAGCAACUCUACAAUAUUAUUUUUAAGACAGUCUACGAUAAAAUUGACAUAAGUUCAAUGAAGACAGAGAGUGUGGCGCAAAACAUUCCGUUCGUCGGCAGAAAGCGAAGUCUGAUCGAAGAUGCCCGGAAAGAGCGCGCCAGCGGUUCAUCUUCCCCUGGCCCAUCGCGGGGCGGUGAAAACUUUGUGUUUGAGGAAAAGGAAGGAACAGUGACACUGAACAUUAUUUUCGCACUCAGCCAUGAGAAGAAUGCAGGGUUCUUUAAAACUGGCAAAGUCUUUGAGACGUUUGAAGCUAAGCUUCUACAUAUUGAGAGCCGACCAGGGAGGAAGUCUAAGAACAGUGGCUGUGAUGAUCUGGAGUUCUUUAUGAGGUGUGAAGUGCACAUCUCGGACACAGACAUCUUCAUCAACUCACUCAAGAGAGUCGCCGACGACGUACGCACUAUCCCAGAGGAAAAAGUUCCCUGGUUCCCCAGAAAAAUCAGAGAUCUGGAUAAAUGCAACCUGUUGAUAACGAAAUAUGACCCAGAUAUGGACCAGGAUCAUCCAGGAUUCAGUGAUCCAGAAUACAGAAAAAGAAGGUGCUUCAUCGCUGAACUUGCAGCAAAUUACAGGCAGGGGGAACCAUUACCCAGAGUGGAGUACACACCAGAGGAGGUGGCCACAUGGAAAGAGGUGUACCGGACCCUGAGGACCAUCUACCCUGACCUGGCAUGCAGACAGUUCCUGGGUGGGCUGCAGCAGCUGGAGAGGGAGUGUGGCUACGGAGAGGACAGUAUCCCCCAGCUCCAGGAGGUCUCUGCCUUCCUCAGAGAGAAGACAGGCUUCCAGCUGCGUCCGGUGGCAGGGCUACUCUCCGCCAGAGACUUCCUAGCUAGCCUGGCCUUCAGAGUGUUCCAGUGUACCCAGUACAUCCGCCACGCCUCCGCACCCAUGCACUCCCCGGAGCCAGAUUGCUGUCAUGAGUUACUCGGCCAUAUUCCUAUGCUUGCAGACAAGGAAUUUGCCCAGUUUUCCCAGGAAAUUGGCCUAGCCUCACUGGGAGCAUCAGACGAGGAUAUUGAGAGACUCUCAACUUUGUACUGGUUCACGGUGGAGUUUGGACUGUGUAAGCAGAAUGGAACUGUGAAGGCAUAUGGUGCCGGCCUCCUGUCCUCAUAUGGAGAACUCAUUUAUGCUCUCUCUAACGAACCUGAGUACAAGCCAUUCAACCCAGAGGAGACAGCAAUCCAGCCUUACCAGGACCAGACUUUCCAACCUGUCUACUUUGUCUCAGAAAGCUUUGAGGAUGCCAAGAUUAAGAUGAGGCGGUACUCGUCGUCCAUCCAACGGCCCUUCUCUGUCCGGUACGACCCAUUCACUUGCAGCCUGGAGGUUCUGGACCAACCCAGUAAGAUCCAGCAUGCCCUAGGCCAGAUGAGAGACGACCUGAAGAUACUCCACAGUGCCCUGGAGAAAUUGGGCUGAGGGCCUCAACACUGAGCCAGAUACUCAGGGAGUGAAACUGAUACAUACCUCUGGAGGGGUGGAAAGGGGAAGCCAUUUUGGGUCUUUAAAGGUGCAAUCUGUCAUUUCUCUGUGUGGCCAUGGAGCCAAAUGCACAAACAAUCAAUGCUCAAAUUGCACAAAAUACAGUAGUUCCAUUUAAGGCAAUCAGUUGAAUAACCACCUCUUCAAUCCUGCUGGGCUAAUACUUGCAUUAUUAUUAUUGUAUUUUUUAGAGACUAAAGUAGAUUUAGCAUUUAAAAAUGGAUAGAUGUGAAAUACUGUGUAUAUAUUUAGUUAACUGAAAAACAUCAUUUAUAUUUACGUGCAAGAUUCAUUAAUAUUUCCUUGUUGGGUGCAUGUAUUGAUAUGUACAGUGACGUUAUACAUGUAUUGUGAGGAGAAUGUACAAAGUAAUACAUUAGAUUUUUUUCAGUCCAAUCACAAAGGGCAUGAAAGAGAGAGACACACACAUGGGGGUAGGAAAUGUACAGGCUGAAUAUGUCCGAGAAUGUUUAUCUUAGUAGAGAGAUUACAGAGAAAAACUUUAGAAUGCACGUGUAAAAUAGUGAUCAGAAAAAGAGCAUGGAGGGAGAUCAAGGAAAGAGACAAAAAAAGUAUACAAAGUCUGUGCAUUUGUGUUUGAGAGAGCAAGCGAGCAAGAGACAGAGCGAGAGGGAACAUGAACAUCAAAGAGGGUGGGAGUACUACAAUAUAAGCCCAUGUGCCACUGCCUCCCAUUCCAAACCAACUGUUUCCAUUUAGAAAAUUCUUGGAACCCAUUUGUCUUCACGUGUUAUUAAGUAAAGGGAAGGAGCUAAUUAUGAAUGAUUUAAAUAUCAUGUUUCCUCAGCUGGCUACUGUCAGAGCCAGUACUGAGGCCCAGUGGAUCUAAAGCUGGACCUGGUCACACAGACCUCACAGUAUAACACUACACGGUCAGUAGGGUUUCACAACUGGCAUGAUAAACUCUCUCCAUCUCCUCUCUCUUCCUCUCUCUACCUGUGGGUUCAAGGGGUAAUAGAUGCCUUGUUUCUGUAUCAGUGACAAUGUGUCUGUACUAGAGUUCACCCGUAUUCAUUUUUAAAGCCAGAACGCAAAUCGGUUCAUAGAUCUACUCCGACUGUAAAACAUCAUGAUGUACACAGUGGCUGUGAAAGCCUCCGACCACCUAGAGUGGGAGGCCUUCCUGUUCAAUUAUUCCAGUGUAAAUCAAACAUGGUUCACUUUACUCACAGAGAAACACAACCUCUCCAAUGGAGAGAAAAUGGUGCACAGAGCCGAAGAUUGAUCUACAA